Molecule: messenger RNA, 698 nt
Organism: Saccostrea echinata
Lineage: Eukaryota; Metazoa; Mollusca; Bivalvia; Ostreida; Ostreidae
Product: complement C1q tumor necrosis factor-related protein 3-like
Exons: 3
Coding region: 54-587 (177 amino acids)
Molecular function (GO): protein binding
Source: RefSeq, a predicted model, not a curated record
CAGUAACAGACAAAAUUACUGACGCAACCUACACCCUGUAUUACUGAACAAAUAUGUCCUGGAAGGUCUUGGUCUGUAUUAUCUCUGUUGCGGUUUUCAUCAAAACGGACAGCGUUAAAGCCUAUAAUGACCAUUUCCACAGAAAAUAUGACAGAAUUUGCAGACGACUGGGAUAUCAGAGAAACUUCGAAUUGGACAAAAGUAUCGUUGCCUUUAACGCUCGACUUGCAACAAACCAGAUAAACUUGCCCCCACAUGCUGUUGUUGCCUUUAGAAAAGUAACCCUUAACGAAGGGAAUGCUUAUGACGCAGACACAGGAAAAUUUACAGCACCCACUGACGGAAUUUAUUCCUUCACAUGGACCAUCCUAACGAGACCUGGGGAUUUGUUCCAAACAUACCUUCUCCUGAACGGCAACAAAGUUGGAUUCAACAAUGUCCAUGGCAGAAAAAGUGACAACUACGAAACAGGAACGACCACAAGUAUAAUAAAGAUGAAGGAACAUGAUCGUGUGUGGCUAUCCACAGUUGCAAGAGCAGGUUUUGCCCAUAGAGACUGGAGUUCUUUUUCUGGCUUUCGACUUUAAUUUGAUUGCUAAAUAUUCGUAAAUGACAAAAUGUCAUUAGCUCUAUUUUCUUGAAACUUUUAUAAUUUCAACACUUUUGAACUGUGAAUAAUAAAUUGAGUGUAAAAUUUA